Magnusiomyces paraingens is the source of this 1137-nucleotide messenger RNA. RefSeq lists its product as uncharacterized. Lineage: Eukaryota; Fungi; Ascomycota; Dipodascomycetes; Dipodascales; Dipodascaceae. Bases 1 to 1137 code for a protein of 378 amino acids. The record is from RefSeq and is a predicted model, not a curated record. The transcript has a single exon.
AUGGAAUAUCAAACCCCUGCAAAACCUCGCGCUCGCUACAUAUCCGUUCGUGAUCCCGAGUGUACCUAUGCAAUCCAAUGUCUUGUCGACGCCGUCCGUCUCUAUCCUCGCCGAAACAGUAACCAGUUCUCUAAAGAAUGUCUAGAGCUUGCAGCUGCACGCUGGCGCCAAUGGCAGGAGGCCAACCACCGACCUGUAGACGCUAGUGUCCCGCUUAUCCGAUCCCACUAUCACAAUAAAAUGAAUGAGUUUGCAACUUGGCGCAAGCGGGCUCAGAACCCAGAUAACAAGGUCGUUGGCGAUCGGGUCUUUUUUAAAGACUCGCACGGCCGUUACCGUUCAGCAAAACGGCUUCCUGAAGAGCUCGAGAUUCUCAUCAAUGAGCUCCACAAAUCCCUCCCACGUCCAGGCUACAAGAAGAAAAAAAUGACGCAGGAAGAAGCCCAACGGAUCCAAGAAGAAACAAAGGAAAAAACAUGGAGUCAACGCAGUUUGACUUUGCAAUUCCCAACCUCAGCUACCGUUGUCGGUACUCGAGCUGAAUCUCUUCCGUUUCAAAGCGUUCCGGCACAUCCGGAGACCUUCUACUCGGCUCUCAUGAGCGAUGUAGCCCAGGCGGCUCCUAGCUCAUCAACAUCUUCUUCUUCAUCAUCCUCAACAUCAUCUUCUUUUAAUAGCUCUUCACAAGAAUCUAUUGGAUUCACACAUGAUGCAACAAUCCACCCACUUUCUGCAAAAAGAUACUUCCAACAUUACGCAACAAACAAUCAACAGCACCGUGACAUGACUGCUCCCAUGGUCAUGCCAGUUACCUCGUCUCCGGCUUUUGGCUCGGUAACACACAUCAACACAGCAGUAGCGGCCGCUGGCCCGGUCACUCCGCCAUCGUCGUCUCCUCCCAUGGGCUCGGCUAGUGUGUCGCCGGUUCCUGGGUACGAUAGUACCGCACAAUUACCACAGUCACAACCACCAUAUGGGUACUCUGCACCAACGUAUUCAACUGUCACACCACCACCUCCUACUAGUUAUAGCACACUUCCCGGUGUUUAUGGCCAUUUACCUAGUUAUAGCCAUCUUGCUGGGUAUGCCCAUGCUUCGGAACAUGGGACUUAUGCGGGAUAUGUUCCUAGCGCGUGA